This is a messenger RNA of Pseudomyrmex gracilis, 1705 nucleotides long. RefSeq lists its product as uncharacterized. The record is from RefSeq and is a predicted model, not a curated record. Bases 110 to 1306 code for a protein of 398 amino acids. The transcript has a single exon. Lineage: Eukaryota; Metazoa; Arthropoda; Insecta; Hymenoptera; Formicidae.
CUAGAGCUACAGUAACGUUUAGUGUUGCAAUUACGACGAAAUUUAUAUUCUCAAGUAAAUAACACAAUCAUUCAAAAAUACCAAGUCAUACAUCGUAAAGUGAAUAAAAAUGUCUAACGACGACGAUUGUCAAACAUGGAUUAAAGAAGUGAUGUCAAAGAUCAUUGAAAACCUUGGACUGAACGAAGCUCGAUACGAGCUGUCUACAUCUAACAACUUUGUCAUGUCUUCUCAGUAUCACGUAUGCGUGAAAUUUAAGAACACGAUAAAGGAUAAAAACGAAGAACUUUCGAUGAUACUGAAGAGAUCUUUUUCAUGUUGUUUAAAUGAAAUUUUUUACAAUGAUCUUAACUUAUCUUCUCAGUUCCACAACGAGAUUCUAUUCUACCGUAUGUACGCCCAACCGAACGAUAAUUUUCCAAAAUGUUUCUACUUCGACGAACGACCACCCAACGAUUCGGUGAUAGCGCUGGAGAACGUUAAUAAACGAGGUUAUUAUCCGUGUUCGUACAAAUAUUACGCACCUCUGGAGUAUACAUUGGCGGCGAUGCGUGAGUUAGGACGAUUCCAUGGCAAAGGAUACGUCAUGAAAGAGCAACAACGUGAUAAAUUCAACGAUAUCGUAAAGCAAAUUGAAGAAAUUAGAUAUUUUGAGAAUGCUACAAGUGGUUUCAGAAUUAAUGUCGAUGUAAACUCGACGCGAGCGGUGGAAUAUCUUCGUGAUCAUGGUUAUGAUGUGGUCUUCUGCGAUAAAAUGGAACCUGUACUUUCCAACUUGUACGACGUGUUGGUGAAAUUAGUACAACCGCUGGAACCUCUGUCCACGUUCUGUCACGGUGACUUUACAUUAGCCAACAUGCUCUUCAAAAUGGAAGAUGAUGGACAACAUCGAGUGAUGCUGAUCGAUUUUGCGAGUUUAAGAUACGGGCCACCUGUCAUCGACAUCUCUACAUAUCUCUUUCUCAAUUGUUCGAAUGAAGUGCGAAAAGACAAGUUCCACGAAAUUAUGCGAGCCUACUUUGACGCGCUGAAAGAAUAUCUACUGGACGCUGGUAUUCGGGACAUCGAAAAGUAUUCGUACGACGCGUUGUUGCACGACUUCAGAAGAGGCGCUAUUUUGGGUUACUCUAUCGCAUCCUUUUAUUUAGCGGUACUCAUGGGAUAUCGUGAUUUCGAUAUGACAACUUUAUCAACAGAGGAGAACGCGAUGAUGCAAAAGAACUUGGGCGGAGACAAAGUAUCCAAGAUAUUGGCUGAUAUGUUGUUACAUUUAAAGGAUCUGGGCUGUUUAGAAGAUUAUUUAUAAGAAUAUUUCUUUUUUUUACUUAGUUUAAUAAUCUUGUCAAAAACAAGAUAAUUUAAGAAAGUAAUAAACUUAUAUUAAAAAAGUAAUAAACUUUAUCUUCAACUUUAUCUUUAACUUGAUAAGAAAGAUUAAUAAAGAAGAAAAAUGUGUAAAUGUGUAGUUUUGUUGUAAACAGAUCUCUGAAUCAUUGUGUGUAUAAACAAAAAUGUUGCAAUGUCAUUUGUACAGCAGUAUUGUGUAAAAAGAAACACUGAUAAUAUAAUAAAUAUUUAAUAUAAUAAUAUACUAUGUCGUGUGUGUGUGUGUAAAAUAAGCGCCAUAAUACAAAGUGUGAAACAUAACACAAUUGCGUAAUAUUACACCGAGUAAAUAUACUUUAUUUUAUCAAAACUUUUUGUA